Schistocerca piceifrons (Central American locust) is the source of this 327-nucleotide messenger RNA. RefSeq lists its product as uncharacterized. The transcript has a single exon. The record is from RefSeq and is a predicted model, not a curated record. Bases 1 to 327 code for a protein of 108 amino acids. Lineage: Eukaryota; Metazoa; Arthropoda; Insecta; Orthoptera; Acrididae.
AUGUACAGAGUACAAGGCAUCUGUCCCGUCAGCUUUGAAGUAAUCAAGAGGGGAGAUGGCAGCUGCAAAAUUCCAUAUGUGACUCCAUGUAUGAAUCAUCAGAAUGUUAUAAGUCAUGGAAACAACAGCAAAACCAACAGAUACUACAACAACAGAUCCACCAUCAACAGAAAUAGUGCCAAUAAAAGAAUCAAAAGGCAGCAACAGCACGAAGAACCCUGUCAGCACCACCACCACAACCACUACCACUACCACCACCACCACCUCCGGCCACAGAAACAGCAGCAGCAACAACAGCAGCAGCAACUGAACCAACAACAACAGUAG